Messenger RNA from Oncorhynchus tshawytscha (Chinook salmon), 2536 nucleotides. Its product is annotated as nephrocan. Gene Ontology annotation, molecular function: protein binding. Bases 772 to 2283 code for a protein of 503 amino acids. The transcript has 3 exons. Lineage: Eukaryota; Metazoa; Chordata; Actinopteri; Salmoniformes; Salmonidae. Gene Ontology annotation, cellular component: plasma membrane. The record is from RefSeq and is a predicted model, not a curated record.
UUUUCACUCUUGUUUUUGGUGGCCACUCCCUGUGUCUAAAAUAUCUUGUUGGAGAGUGUAAACAUUUCUUAUGUCAUUGUAGGCAUGGUGUGAGUGGCUCUGCAGACAGUAUUACAUAUUUUACAUAGCUACUUUUUGCAUUAAAUAAAUUAUUUUUAAUUGUAUUUGCUAACCUCUUAUCUCACACCAUUGUUGUUGGGAUAAUCAGACAAAUUUUAUUUAUUUAACGUUCAUGAGAGAUAAAUAUACAUUUCCUGUGUGGCACUACAGAAGGCAAUCCUUCAGUUAAAAGACAAGUGGUCGUUGUUCAUUAAUCUGUAUUAAAUUUGACUAAUAAUAUAUGCCAUUUAGCCUUCACUUUUAUCCAAAGCGACUUAGUCACAAGUGCAUGCAGUAAUCAGGGUUAAGGUAGUUCAUCUAACAAAUCUUAAAACAUAACAUGCAAAUAUAUGGCAACUCCUUCAAGACAGUGGCAGACAGAGUAUUCAAAUAGACAGGAGGAAAUUGUAUUUGUUUAACUGAAUGGGUUGUAAAUGGUUUAUCAGCAAGUUUCUCACGUCCGCAAACAGAAGGGCUAUCUAUUACUGUUUGUGUCAGUUCCUUGUCGGUGUCAAAUGUUGUUUUUUAACCAAGAUAAACAUCUCUGCCAUUGUUCCAAAUGAAACAGAGCACCUACUCUCUCCCACAUAAUCCUUGCUGAGGUAUUUAAACCCCAGAGCAAGAGGGAGUGCUGUUCUUUUUUACUGAGAUGCCCAACUAGGCUGGGUGUUCAUGAUGUGGUUUCUCAUGAUCUUGCUGGCAAGUAUUACAUUGCAUACUCUCGUGUGCAUCUGUAGCAAUGUCUGUCCAAAGAAGUGUGUGUGUGAUAGUGCAAAGUCAGUGCAGUGUUUCAGGUUGCAGUCUUUUCCCACUGGAAUCACUAAAGAUGUGAGGAAACUAAACCUGGGAUACAACCACAUCAAGCAACUAAAGGGUAGAGACAUAUCUGGCCUGACAGAGCUGGAGGAAGUGAUAAUUUCAUCCUGUGGAGUGGAGGUGGUGGAGGCCAAUGCUCUCAGGGCUCAGGGGCUACUAAGAAGCCUGGAUCUACAGAAGAAUAAACUGCAUCAGAUCCCCCGUGGUCUCCCACCCAGCCUGGAGACCCUCAACGUGGGCCACAACAGGAUCACAGGCCUCCAGGAGUCUGUCUUUGAGGGGCUGAAGAAACUACGCCUGCUUGAUCUUCAGAACAACCAGAUCACCAACCUGCGUUCCAACACCCUCUCCACCCUGAAGAAGUUGGAGUGCCUUUACCUGGAUGGAAAUCAAAUUGAGACAGUUCAAGGUGCUCUGAGACUCCCCCAACUGAAUCUGUUGAGCUUGGGGAACAACAAGAUCCCCUGUUUUCCCUCAUCCUUUUUCACACCACUACAGUCCUUGACGACACUGCGUUUACCAGGGAACCUCCUAUCAAGAGUCCCACUCGAUCUCCCUCACGCCCUGUCCUACCUGAACUUGGACAGGAACCAAAUACGAGCACUGAGAAACCGCGAGAUGGGCCAACUCCGCAACCUCACGUCUCUGUCUGCAUCCUACAAUAGGUUGGUUUCUGUGGAUGGUGGCCUUCGCUUGCCCAACCUCACAGUGCUGGAACUGCCAGGAAACCAGCUGAGGGUGCUGCCCAGUAGACUGAGCCCCAAACUGGAAAAACUGGACUGCAGACAGAACUCCAUUCAGGAAGUCACCUUCCAGCACCUGUCUGGAAUGAAACAGCUGAAGCAUCUCUUCCUGGAGAAUAACACCAUCUGGAACUUUGAAGCUAAUGCUCUGAGGAACAGCGUCCACAUAACCAACCUGGCUCUGGAACAGAAUCUCCUCUCCUCUAUUCCAGACGGGCUUCCAGAGAGUCUGAUCCGCCUGGACUUGAAAGGGAACCGCAUCGAGGCCGUCCAGGAGCAGGAGCUGAGAUCCCUGAAGCGCCUGCAGGUGUUGAACUUGAGGAGAAACAAGCUGACCUCCCUCCCCCAGAUCACCCUGGAUCUGCUUCCACGGCUGAGGACCGUCUACCUAGAUGGGAACCCCUGGAACUGCAGCUGUGAGCUCCUGGGGGUCAAGAGGACCCUGCUGGCCAGGAGGGUGGAGAUCCCUAAAGAGCUGUGUAACGAGCAUGUGAGUGCGCCGGGGGACAGCUGGAGAGCGUACCUGAUGGCCCAGGACAGAUGUGAGGAGUACUUCAUGGAAACCGCCGCUGAGGACCAAGUGGAGCAGACAGACACUGAGGAGUAUUAUGACUAUGAUUCGUAGAUGGAGAAAAUAAAUGUAGCAGGGGAAUUUCAUGUUUAGCUGAACAUACUGGGUAUUUUGAAUGUUUUAACAUUUUACUGUAGUUUGGCAAUUAAUACUAAGGAAGUUACCUUUAGCUGUGUAGUCAAUAGAAAAACAUUAAACUACUGUAUUAACAAAUAGCUAUUGCAAUAUACAUUGGUAAAUAGGUAUAUGUAGAAUAUACCUUAAAUACCUAAUGUAUAAUAACAUAAUAAUAAAUAAACAAGUUUCA